CUGAGUGGGUUGAACUUCACUGGAAGGACCCAUUUUGCUCGGGAAGUGGAGUAGCUGUGGAUCUCUCCCUGCACUACUUGUUGGGAAGUGCUGUGCAUUGCCAGGAUUAAGCCAAUGCCGAAGUCUGGGAUGGGCAUUAGAAGAAAAUACUUCCUUGUUUCUUCUGACGCUGGGAUUUGUCUACGGCCAGUCAGCUGAGGCACCUACUGCACAUCAGCUUUUGUUUUUUCACUGCCUGAACAAGAUUACGUUUUCCCUCGCUUCAUCUCCUUUUGAUUACGUUUUUUCUUUUAUUAGGUGUCAUUUUCCUUGACUGAUUAAUUUUCUUCUGGCUGUGGAAAAAAGAGCCCCGCUGAUGUUGAUUUAAAUAAUGUCGAAACCAAUGGGACUUCUAUGGCUGCCUUUGAUCUUCACCCCAGUAUGUGUCAUGCUGAAUUCUAACUUCCUCCUGUGGAUAACUGCACUGGCUAUAAGAUUUACUCUCAUCGAUGGCCAAGCACAAUACCCAGUUGUUACCACAAAUUAUGGCAAAAUACGUGGCUUAAGAACACCUCUGCCCAAUGAGAUCCUUGGUCCAGUGGAACAGUACCUGGGUGUUCCUUAUGCCUCUCCUCCAACUGGAGAAAGGCGAUUUCAGCCCCCAGAGCCACCAUCAUCUUGGACGGGUGUCCGCAAUGCCACACAGUUCGCUGCUGUCUGCCCACAGUACCUGGAUGAGAGGUCACUCCUCAAUGACAUGCUGCCAGUCUGGUUUACAGCCAAUCUGGAUACUGUGGUGACAUAUGUUCAAGAUCAAAAUGAAGACUGCCUGUAUUUGAAUAUCUAUGUGCCUACAGAGGAUGGAGCCAACACAAAGAAAAGCGCAGAUGAUAUAACCAGUAAUGAUCGUGGUGAAGAUGAAGACAUUCAUGAUCAGAACAGCAAGAAACCCGUUAUGGUCUACAUCCAUGGUGGAUCUUACAUGGAGGGUACUGGCAAUAUGAUUGAUGGCAGCAUUCUCGCAAGUUAUGGAAAUGUCAUUGUUGUCACUCUCAAUUACAGGCUGGGAGUUUUAGGUUUUUUAAGUACUGGGGACCAAGCUGCAAAAGGCAAUUAUGGAUUGCUUGACCAAAUCCAGGCUUUACGUUGGAUUGAAGAAAAUAUUGGAUCUUUUGGAGGAGACCCAAAAAGAGUUACUAUAUUUGGAUCUGGGGCAGGAGCUUCCUGUGUCAGUCUUCUGACACUCUCUCACUAUUCAGAAGGUUUGUUCCAAAAGGCAAUCAUACAAAGUGGAACAGCCCUGUCCAGCUGGGCAGUGAACUACCAGCCUGCCAAGUACACUCGGAUAUUGGCAGAUAAAGUGGGCUGCGACAUGCUGGAUACCACUGAUUUGGUUGAAUGUCUUCGGAAUAAGAAUUACAAAGAACUCAUUCAACAAACCAUCACUCCAGCUACGUAUCACAUUGCCUUUGGGCCUGUGAUUGAUGGGGAUGUGAUUCCAGAUGACCCUCAGAUUCUCAUGGAGCAAGGGGAAUUCCUUAACUAUGAUAUAAUGCUGGGCGUGAAUCAAGGGGAAGGUUUGAAAUUUGUGGAUGGCAUUGUAGAUAAUGAAGAUGGUGUUUCCCCCAAUGAUUUUGACUUUUCUGUCUCCAAUUUUGUGGACAAUCUAUAUGGUUAUCCAGAAGGGAAAGAUACACUGAGAGAGACCAUUAAAUUCAUGUACACUGACUGGGCAGACAAAGAAAACCCUGAAACCAGACGGAAGACCCUGGUCGCUCUUUUUACAGACCACCAGUGGGUUGCUCCAGCUGUUGCUACCGCUGACCUGCAUGCUCAGUAUGGAUCUCCAACAUAUUUCUAUGCAUUUUAUCACCAUUGUCAAAGUGAAAUGAAACCCAGCUGGGCCGACUCAGCUCACGGUGAUGAAGUCCCUUAUGUGUUUGGGAUUCCCAUGAUUGGCCCCACAGAACUGUUCAACUGCAAUUUUUCCAAGAAUGAUGUCAUGCUCAGUGCAGUAGUUAUGACGUACUGGACUAAUUUUGCCAAAACUGGAGAUCCAAACCAGCCUGUUCCACAGGACACAAAGUUCAUCCACACAAAACCCAACCGCUUUGAAGAAGUGGCCUGGUCCAAAUACAAUCCCAAAGACCAGCUUUAUCUGCAUAUUGGCCUGAAACCCCGAGUUCGUGAUCACUACCGAGCAACAAAAGUUGCUUUCUGGUUGGAGCUUGUACCACACCUUCACAAUCUGAAUGAAAUAUUUCAGUAUGUUUCCACAACAACUAAAGUCCCCCCUCCUGACAUGACAUCAUUUCCUUAUGUGACACGACGUUCUCCUGGUAAAUUGUGGCCAGCCACCAAACGCCCAGCAAUGACACCUGCCAACAAUCCCAAACAUUCAAAAGACACCCAUAAAACAGCUCCGGAGGAUACGACAGUUCUGAUAGAAAACAAGCGAGAUUACUCCACAGAGCUGAGUGUCACCAUUGCUGUGGGGGCAUCCUUGCUGUUCCUCAAUAUUUUAGCUUUUGCUGCACUGUAUUACAAGAAGGACAAGCGGCGUCAUGAGACUCACAGACGCCCCAGUCCCCAGAGGAACACAACCAAUGAUAUCGCACACAUACAAAAUGAAGAGAUUAUGUCAUUGCAGAUGAAACAGCUAGAACAUGACCAUGAGUGUGAAUCGCUGCAAGCCCAUGACACGCUGAGACUAACCUGUCCACCUGACUACACUCUUACUUUGAGAAGGUCCCCAGAUGACAUCCCGCUAAUGACACCCAACACCAUAACCAUGAUUCCAAACACACUGACAGGAAUGCAGCCUUUGCAUACUUUCAACACCUUCAGUGGAGGGCAAAACAGUACAAAUUUACCCCAUGGACAUUCGACCACUAGGGUAUAGCUCAGCCCUUCCCUCUCUACCCUCACAAGCCACUUGGAAGAAAGAAAAAAACAACAAAACAAAAAAGAAAAAAAAGGAAGAGGAAAAAAAUUAUAGUACCAUCCAUUGAACACCUUGCUAAAAUCUAAAGUAAAACAAGUAAAAGAGAAGGACAGUCAUUAUUUUCUUACUGAUCCUUCCCACAGAAACUCUCUGAUGUUAAAGAUCAACUACAAACCCUGUGAAAUGUGAAAAGUGUACAUUGCUGUUACGAUACUGCUUUAAGAUCUCAGCCACUUUGAUUGAGGCCAGAAGUCGUCACUUAAAAUGGUGUUUUGAGUGUAACAAGCAAAGCAGAGUCUUCUGGAACACAGAGCCAGUGACUGUACAGGUGUUUUGUUUGGUUUUUUUAAUAAAUAAAAUAAUAAAAAAAUUCUUUAUGUGCCAUACCAUGAAUGGCCCUUGUUAAAACAAAGACAUCACCAUGGGCUUUUACCCUGCAUAUGAAGCUGUAAUCCAGAUGGGGGAAAUAGAGUUUUAUUACUAAAAACAAAAAUGAAAAAAAAAAAAAAGAGGAGGACUGACUAUGCAGUAAAAAAAUACGUAUAGUUCUGUGCAAAGAGAUGACUUGCCAGCCUGAACUAUAUUUAAAGAUACUUUGUAAAAAUGUACAUAGCUGUGAGUUUAAAAAAAAAAAAAAGAAGCUUUUAUUGAUGUUUUCAGUUUGAAAAGAGCUUUUAGAAAAAUUGUGCAUUCUGUUGUGACCUAUGUGUAUAUACAUUAGUCAUAUCACCUCUGUUUCCUCCAAGCCCAGAGGAAGAAUUUAUUCUUAAUUACUAGUGGUAAACAAAAAAACCCAUUUUUUUUCUAACAUGUUUCAUUUAUAUGAGGCCAUGGUGUCAUGCAGAGGAUACAGUUGUCUGUGUGACCUGCAUAUUUUCUCUUACAGGUUACACUAGUGCAUGUUAAAGUAUUCAUAGGAGAUUGUUGUUUUUUUCUGAAACUUUCUUUUCUAUAAUUUAAUUUUGUGUUAGCCUUUGUUAAAUUGCAACACAGCAAUGGAUGAGAAAAGUGGAAGAAAAAAGCCACAAAAGAUAAUAAUAAUUAUUAUUAUUAUUAUUUUGAUCUUGUUAAACUGAAUCAAGAAACAUCUAAUAAUAUAUAUUCAGAAUCCAGUUUGUAGUUCUUGGUUAUUGUGAUACCUUUGGAAGAGUUUUGUGCCCUGACAAAAGCAAAGAAAGCCUGUGUUUUGGUCAGCCUUUACUAAGAAAAACUAGCUCUAUAUUCACCAGCAGUUGGAGUGGAAUCUCAGUUGAGAAAGCAUGUUCUUGGCUUUGCUAAAGGAAAUAAAACCACAAUUUCAAAGUGAGGACAUAGUGGGUUGAUUGGCUGGGUGGUUCUGUAAGUGUUCAGAAAUGAUCAGUGUGUAAAGGACUUCUUUGCCCAGUACCCUGUUUCGUGCUUGAGAGCAUACCUGUCAGAAAAUACUUUUCUAAUUUUUUCACAGCAGUCCCAUAGUCAGUGUUCUGCAUCUUAAUAAAACCAAAAAUGCCAGAAAUUGUCACAGUCAAGAAGAGCUAAAUUGUUAGCUGACUAUUUCCUUAUGCCCUUCCUUUACUAGGAAACCUAGGGCCAAGCAGAGCUAUCGAAGGAACUCAGCAGUUUGAUUCAAACAACUGAUUAGAACAUGAAAAGCUAGAAGCAAGUUUUCACAGGUGAUGAUGGCUUUAUAUUUUCUCUUUGAAAGUUACUCCAUCAUCGAGAGAUAGUAACCAAAGAUAUUUGAACAAAUUGGUCUGUACUUGAACAUGAUUAUCCCAGAUGUAUUUUCCAUUAUUAAUUUACAACGAAGCUGCAUCAAUAGCAUAUGCCCCAUAAGUAUCUAACACAAGAUGCCUUGUACAUCAUCUUGUUUUCUACACUUCUUGUUUUCUAGUAAAAUAUCUUAAAAUAGUCACCCCUACCAAUAAAAUCAAAGACAAGGUGAUUCACUGAGAUCUGUUAAUCUACACAAUUCCUUGUUGUAGCAGGUAGUAAAAUAGAUUCUGAAGGAAAGAAAUAAAAAGAAAGUUAAUGACUUGAUAAAAAUGCAACAUGUGGCUGAUAUAAUCCUUUACCUGUAAUAAAUGUGUUAUAAACCUGACCUGGAUGCUCAGGUUGGGAUGCAAUGAAGCAACAACCCCUGGAUGCUCAGGCUGGAAUGCAAUGAAGCAACAACCCCAAAAUUUAACUAGGAGCAAAUGGAAAAUUGUGUUUUUUCUUUUUCCACUGGUCCAUCACAUAAUGUUGAUUAAUGCUGACUUUAAACCAGGCCAUUUCCACCACCUAUGUAAUGCCUCAGCUGAGAUGCAGCAGUUCAUAACUCCUUAAAAAAAAAGGUAGAAAAAAAAGAAAAAAAAAGAAAAAAGUGAAAAAAAAAAGGUAAUGAUGCUUGGCAUCAUAAUCAGUUGGGUAUGUUUGUAAUGUGAAUUACAGUAUUUGUUUAGUACUUCCAAUUGUCUUCUGCUAGCAAUAUGUACAGUACUGUGUCAAGCUUGUGACAUUUGGGAAAAAAAAGAAUUUCCUGUAAGUGAAUGAUUUUAGCUUUUAAAAGUAAUUACAAUCAAGUUGAUUUAAUAAUUUGAUACAUCUGGACUGAUGUAUGAUUUAUAGAGGGAACAGAUUUAUAGGGUCUUCAUAGAAUUCUAUAAUAAUGAUAUCAAAAUAUACUUUGCAAACUGUAAAAGAAAAACAAAAGUACUUUCCCAGGCUUAUAUUCUUGACCUUAAGAGGCACGCAGGGUUUAAUGGUUUCUUCUGUUAUUGUUUUGCAAUUUUUUGGUUUUUGCCUUAAGUAAUGAUAGAAGAUAUAUAUGGCUGGACACAUAUGUAUAAACUUUUCAGCAGCAUUUUUAAUAAUAAAAUAUCACAGUAUUUUCUAAUGCUUUGUGCAAAGAACUAUGUGUUCAUCCUUUUGUGCAGAAAGUCUUUCAGAGGUGUGUUUUCUGCCUCAUCUCCAUUUCAUUAUCUAACACAAACUAUGCCUUGAUACACAGUACAGAAAUAUUAAAGUAACAGAGGUUGCAUCUUUAAGUUAGCAUUGAGUUUUCAUGGUUUUUGUAGUUCUACAAUAAGCCUGCCAGUAAAAGAGAAGGAACUCAGACUAUGAACAUAUAAAAGAAUAAGCUCCAUAUACUUACUACAUGCACGCACUGCGGCUCCCAUUGAAACACUGGUUUAUUGUUUUGUUAACAUUUUCUGUAGCACUGAAAAAGUCUUAGAUAAGCAAUUUCUCAUAUUAGUGUAUAGCUUAGCCGCUGAAAAAUGUAUCUUCCAAAUUAGGGAACAAAAUAAUUCAGACAAAUCUAAUACAUCUAGCCUCCACAAGUAAAUAUACUUUCUUUUUAUAUUUAAAAUUUAGAUAAACAAUGACUUUUGUUAUAAAAAACUAUGUAGGAGUAGCUAUAUAAGUUACUCACAUAUAUUUAAAGGAAUUUACAUAUAUUGCAGAUGUGUUAAUAUUCUUCCUUCAAAAGCUGAGCAAGUGAAUAUAAUUUGUUCUUUUAUGCUAUUGAAUCCAUUUAUCAACCAGGUUUCCUUGCACUGGAAAGCUACAUAGACAUUUUAGUAAUUUGGGCUCAGUAUUGUUUGCUUUCUCUAACUAUUUUGGUGAAUAGAGGUACUAACAAUAAUGUUUGAUGAAUUUUGAGCAUACUAUUGAAGAGUAUUUGCCAAAAGCAAAUUCUGAAUGAUUCGUAUCAGAUUUUUCAUAUGAAGAAUCAAGCUUCUGAAAUAGAGAUAUAUUAUGUGCCUACUGACCUAAUCAAGCAGCUUGAAUUUUGAAUAUUGAAUUUGUAUAUAAAGCUUUUGCAAAUAAACUGCAGAUUUAGAAUUGUUAAGCAAAUAUGUUUAAUUACAGGUACACUUUGAAAUUUCACAGCUUACUCGGAGAUAAUUCAUACACAAGGAAAUGGGUUGCAGUUGUGUAAUUUCUGUGAAUUGUUUCACCUUCAGUUGCUGGGUGAACUCAAUAAAUUACCUUAUUUUCAGUUAAUCAAUUUCACAUUAAAAAAAGAAGAAAAUCUUCAGAAGCUUGUCCAUUCUAACUAAAUACUGUGUUGUUUGAUUUCUUUAUUGUCUAAAAUAUAAAUCUGCAGAUUAGUCUGUUCCUAUUUUGACUUUGCUAAGACUAUGACAAUUUAAUGGUAUUUAAUAUCCCAUAAAAAAAUCACAUGAAAUAAUACCAUGGCAAUUAUCUACUUGUCUCAGAUUUGUAGGUUUGCAUUUGUUUUAUUUAAUUAUUGUCAACUGUUCCUCAUAAUUUCAUCUACAGCUGUUUGACAUCACAAACCACAUCAGCCUGAAUGUCUCCAGAGGUCAUUAGCAACUGGAAAAAAAUGGGAUUUUCAUCCCAUUA
Cuculus canorus (common cuckoo) is the source of this 7255-nucleotide messenger RNA. It is a transcript of the gene NLGN4X, whose product is annotated as neuroligin 4 X-linked. Lineage: Eukaryota; Metazoa; Chordata; Aves; Cuculiformes; Cuculidae. Gene Ontology annotation, molecular function: signaling receptor activity; neurexin family protein binding. Gene Ontology annotation, cellular component: cell surface; postsynaptic specialization membrane; synapse. The transcript has 6 exons. Bases 371 to 2881 code for a protein of 836 amino acids. The record is from RefSeq and is a predicted model, not a curated record. Gene Ontology annotation, biological process: presynaptic membrane assembly; modulation of chemical synaptic transmission; chemical synaptic transmission.